GGCGAUUCAGGUGGCCGCGCUCAGAGUCGGGCUACGGAGGCCGGGUUGCCAGAUUUCGGGAAGAUAUUUAAGAGGGUGGUAGAGUAAUAUGAAUCAGAGUAAUAUAGUAUCUGCAGGAAGUUCUACAAGAUCGAUGUAUUAGGGAAGAAGAAUUUCUGGACUGGCUAUCAAGAUCUUCAAUUAUAUACCUGUUCAAUCCAAGUCUGCCUUGGUAAAACAAUGAAUAAAAAUGCAGCUGCUGUGGCAUCAUCUGAUCUGCUUGAAAGGGAUCCUACAUUUCAGAUGAUUACAGUUACUAAGGAAACAGGCCUUGGUCUGAAGAUCCUGGGAGGAAUUAACAGGAAUGAAGGUCCCCUGGUAUAUAUUCAAGAAAUUGUUCCUGGAGGAGACUGUUACAAGGAUGGACGUCUGAAGCCAGGAGAUCAGCUCAUCUCAAUAAACAAGGAAUCUAUGAUUGGUGUAUCAUUUGAAGAAGCAAAAAACAUAAUUACCAGAAGCAAAUUGAGGUCAGAAUCUGCUUGGGAGAUAGCAUUUAUCAGACAAAGAUUGGACAGCAGUCUUCCAGAGAACCUGUCCUGUAUGUCCCGCUUACAAGCUUCAGAAGAAUAUGGCCUUCAAGGUUCAACAUUUAUGACUUCUUCCCCUGAAAUACUAAUUCCAAAGACCUCAUCUACUCCCAAAACUACAGAUGCUAUUUUACCAUCUUUUAAGAUAAAUCAGAUGAAAUCUGGAUAUGAGGAAACAGAACAGACUCCAAUUACUUCUUUGGACAACAGCCCUACAGAUAUAUCUAAGACAGAUACUGCCCCUGCCUGCACUGAUAAUUAUGGACCACGAGGAAAGAAGGUUUCCCUAAGUCCCUCUGUUCGCCUUAAGGCAGAAAAGCUGGAAAUGGCUCUAAAUUAUCUUGGUAUCCAGCCGACAAAGGAACAACACCAAGCUUUGAGACAGCAAGUACAAGUAGACCCAAAGGGGACAGUGUCUUUCGGAGAUUUUGUCCAGGUUGCUAGGAACUUAUUUUGCUUACAGUUGGAUGAAGUAAAUGUUGGUACACAUGAAAUUUCCAACCUUUUAGAUUCGCAGCUCCUUCACUGUGAUUCUUUAGAGGCAGAUGAAAUGGAGAGACUUAAGCGUGAAAAAAAGGAUGCAUUGGAAGAAGUGAAUAGACUUAAGGAAAAAUUGUUUGAAUCAGAAAAACAAAGGAAACAAUUAACAGAAGAACUCCAGAUUGUGAAACAAGAAACCAAAGCUGUAGUUGAAGAAACAAGAGCCCUGAGAAGUCGAAUUCAUCUUGCAGAAGCUGCACAAAGACAGGCCCAUGGGAUGGAAAUGGACUAUGAAGAAGUGAUCCGUCUGUUAGAGGCCGAGAUUACAGAGCUAAAGGCUCAGCUUGCUGAUUAUUCUGACCAAAAUAAAGAAGAUGUUCAAGAGUUAAGAAAGAGAAUCACAGUACUUGACUGCCAAUUGCGAAAAUCAGAAAUGGCUCGGAAAACUUUUGAGGCAUCCACAGAAAAGCUGCUUCAUUUUGUAGAGGAUAUUCAAGAAGUAUUUUCUGAUAGUUCGGCUCCUUUAUCAAAUUUAAGUGAAAGAAGAUCUGUGCUAGCUUCUCAGACUUCACUCACGCCCCUGGGAAGGAAUGGACGUAACAUUCCAGCGAUGCUGGCACUAGAAUCUAAGGAACUUGUGAAAUCUGUUCGUGCAAUGCUUGAUAUGGAUUGUCUACCUUACGGGUGGGAGGAAGCUUACACAGCAGAUGGAAUCAAGUACUUCAUCAACCAUGUAACACAGACCACGUCGUGGAUCCACCCCGUGAUGAGCGCCCUGACCCUGUCCUGCUCAGAAGAGAAUGAAGAGGAUUGCUUCAGAGAACCUUCAGACCAGAAGAGCUAGUGGUUUCCUGUAGGAGACUGAGCCCCAUGGCCAUCUAGCCACAUGGACAGCUCUUGACGCAACAGUUCAAAAUAGGAGUAAGACACACACUACUUACCGUGAGAAAUGGAAUCUCUGGAUUUCGGCUAUUUUUGUAAAACUUUAUGGUGUCACUGUAUGCAUUUAUAGUAUCAGUUGUCACCAUAGUAGUUCUUUAAGAAUAUCGUA
Condylura cristata (star-nosed mole) is the source of this 2097-nucleotide messenger RNA. It is a transcript of the gene STXBP4, whose product is annotated as syntaxin binding protein 4. Gene Ontology annotation, biological process: regulation of insulin secretion involved in cellular response to glucose stimulus; insulin receptor signaling pathway. The coding region runs from base 220 to 1890 and encodes 556 amino acids. Gene Ontology annotation, cellular component: cytoplasmic vesicle. NCBI's taxonomy places the organism in Eukaryota, Metazoa, Chordata, Mammalia, Eulipotyphla, Talpidae. The transcript has 18 exons. Gene Ontology annotation, molecular function: syntaxin binding. The record is from RefSeq and is a predicted model, not a curated record.